Messenger RNA from Anisakis simplex (herring worm), 873 nucleotides. The record is from the annotation of a GenBank genome assembly. Lineage: Eukaryota; Metazoa; Nematoda; Chromadorea; Rhabditida; Anisakidae.
AAUGAACGUCUGCGACAAGUCUUCGCUGAGAAAGCGAAUACGGUAGGUCCAUGGCUAGAACGUCAGUUGGAAAGUGUUUUAAGCAUCGGUAUGGGUGGACGAGGUAGUCUAGAGAACGCGAUCACUCAACUUAAGAAUAUUCAACAACAGACGUAUUCCUAUAAACCAAAUUUGGAUGAACUGGAAAAGAUCAAUCAAGAGAUGCAAGAGAAUUUCGUCUUCGAGAAUCGUGCCGCACGCUAUUCGAUGGAAUCGCUGAGAGUCGGUUGGGAAUCACUGCUCACUCAAAUUAAUCGAACAAUUAACGAGUGUGAAAAUCAAAUUUUGAUGCGUGACAGUAAGGGUAUAACUGAGGAUCAGUUGAACGAAUAUCGUGCAUCGUUCAAUCAUUUCGAUAAGGAUCGUCAAGGCUUGGACAGCGAGCAACUGAAAUCGUGUCUUAUUUCGAUUGGUUACAAUAUUCGUCCUGGUAGAGAGGCAUUGAGAGCGCGUAAUCUAAUUGAAAUAAUGAUUGGCUAUUUAAAGGGGGAUCAAGAUAUGAAUCGUAUCCUAUCAAUAGUGGAUCCGAAUCGUAUGGGACGUGUUCCGUUCGAUGCGUUCCUCGACUUCAUGACCCAUGAAACGGCUGAUGCGGAUACCGUUGAGCAAAUGAUCGACUCAUUCAGGGUUCUUUCAGCCGGAAAGGUAUUCCGUCUCCGUUUCGUCACUUUAUGCGCUUCUCUCCCUUACAUUACUGCCGAUGAGCUGAGACGAGAGUUACCGCCCGAUCAAGCUGAAUACUGUGUUCAAAGGAUGUCCUCAUAUCGUGAGACUGGUGCACCGUCAGGAUCCUACGACUACGUUUCAUUCAGUCGUAGUUUAUAUGGUCACUAA